AACAUCAGCUGACAGACUAGUCGCACCACACCAAACUGAGCAAAUAAGUUGGAACCAGACUUUUCCAACUUUAAUUUUCUGACUUCGACGUGUUUAAAGAAAAGAGCCAAGUUAAAGUGAGUUUUUAUCGGUUAUGUGUAAUGUUGCCUAAAACACCCAAAAGUACAUUCUGGAAAUUUGUCAAAGGCAGUGCCAAGACACUUUUUGUAAUUGAAGCCGUUUGUUUCGCAGCCUCUUAUGCUGUCUACUAUCGCAUGAACACAAACAGAGAAUUUCGCCAUUACAUCAACGAAAAUUAUCCCUUUGUUUUAGACUAUUACUACAAAGUUGGAGAAGCAAUUGGAAAUAGCAACUUAAGGGAAAUCGAUUCUACAAUUUGGCGUGCCCAGCAAAAGAAGGAUAACUAG
Molecule: messenger RNA, 407 nt
Organism: Stomoxys calcitrans (stable fly)
Lineage: Eukaryota; Metazoa; Arthropoda; Insecta; Diptera; Muscidae
Product: protein CEBPZOS
Exons: 2
Coding region: 141-407 (88 amino acids)
Source: RefSeq, a predicted model, not a curated record